Molecule: messenger RNA, 16351 nt
Organism: Cinara cedri
Lineage: Eukaryota; Metazoa; Arthropoda; Insecta; Hemiptera; Aphididae
Source: the annotation of a GenBank genome assembly
AUGUCGUGUAAAGGGGAUCUUGGGAGAAUUGCCCUGUCUCCAUGGGUCUAUAAUUUUAGCACGCCCAAAGUUAGUGGUCUAGUUGCACCUAUGGACUCAAAGGUAAUAUUUGGUCUGUCUGCUCAAGGACAUUUUUUUUUAAAAAAAAAGCAAAGAGUGUGUAUGUACAAUGGAUAUUCACUAAAAUCCUGCUCCGGGAAAAUCGAAACGCCGACAACAACAAUGACAUUACGUGACAUCGCGUUCGAUUUUCGCGCGGUACGCGAAAUCAAAAUUCAUUUUAGUAUUUUAUACGAGCCGGCCAUGACGCAGAACUCGCGUUUUAUCAGAUUGGAUUUAAUCACUUCGAGGGACACGACCCCCGCGCGGUUCGGUUUAUUUUUACAUUCUCGGCGCGUAAACACGUCGUCGGCGGCGGUGGCUAGAGCGUUUUUACGAGCGACGGUCCAAUUGGAAAAUACUCCGCCGGUUCACCAUAGUAUAACCAUAGCAAUAAUAUUAUAAUGCCGGGUAUUAUACGACCAGAGGCGAUUAUAGGUCCCCCGUGGGGGUAAGCUCGACGGCCAUUAAAAUCCGAAGGGCGAGCGACAAGUCGAAAAAUAAAUAUCGCGGUGCUGUUUAUUAUAAUACGCAGGUAUAUUUCACUCCUGAAGGGCAAAUAUGAUAUUAAUACGUAUAUUAAUAGCGUUAUACGAAAUACAUUGGUAUUAUUGUAUUGAAAUUAACAUUUAUUUUUUUCUUUGGUAAAAUAUUAUAAAAAUGUCGGCUUAUUGCGCGAUAAUAAACAAAUCGUAUAUUUUAAUGUAUUUUAAUGUACGCGUCCAAGUAGGACGCGUACCCUGAAAUAUACACUAGAAAUAAUACGCUGUGAACAAUUUUUUCCAGCGAUUUAAUCGAAAAAAUAUUAAUUGUUUAAAAUAAUAACGACUUUUUUUCUUAAUUAAACGUUUACUAUUUACGUUUCGUCGGUUUAACUAUGAAUUUAUGAGUAGAAAUAUUAUUAAACAUUACAGGCAUAGUAUUAAUCGAUUGAUGAAUUUGAUUGAUUUAUAAAUAUAUUUAAUUUGACAUUCCUUCUUUUGACACUUUUACGAUUUCGUUUAUGAUUUUAGUUUUGACAAAUGUUAGUUGAAAGAAAUUUUGAAAAAAUAGCCCUCUGCAAUAAGCAUAAAAAAAACAAAAUAUCUCUGAAAGAAAAAAUGUAAUAUAAAACAUAAAAUUACAAAUUUAGUUUUCUAAUUACAUGAAAUGAAUUUUUUAAGUACUGCUCUGACUUAAUUAUACGUACAUUUAUUUUUUCAUUUUAUUAUAUUAGAAUUAACGCUAAUCGGCUUUUUACAAAAUAGCAUAAUACAAGAAUAUAUACGAGUAUAAAUUCAAGGUAACAAUGUGAUACAGUUGUAGCUAAAGUCUAAUCUUAAUAACUAAAGUAAUAAUAAAAGUAAACAUGGAGAAAAUCGUUGUGGGGAUUAGAGAAAAAAAAAAUUAAACGUAUGCCUCCGUACUGUAAGUGUUUUAAUAAGUUUGCUUUAUGCGUCAUUUUUUAAAUAGUAUUAUAUUAUUAAACACUGGGUGAUAUUAAAUGAUAAAUUAAAAGUAUGACACCAGGUAGUGAUUUAUCAAUGGUGUUCUGGAGAGUGAGGUAGUCAUUUAAUGAGAAAAUCGCAUGAAAAAUCUUAGAAUUGUCGGCAAAAAGGAGAAGACAACAAGGAGAAUCGGCUGAGUACAUGAUGGUGUUAAUAAAAAUAUUAAAUAAAAAUUAAUAGGAAACUCAAGUGGCUUCCUUGCGGAACUUCGGUUGACGAUAUAUAAUAUAUUAUAUACAUGUGGCGUAACUUCAAAAUUUGGAUGCGAGAGCCAAAUUUUCAACGUCCUCCCCCUCGCCCGGGCAUAUAAAAGUUUUUUUUUGUCAUCAACGCCUAAAACUGGUUUUUGUUUAUAAUAAGACACAUUAGUAGGAUAGGAACUGUUUUAUGUAUAUGUUUUCUACAUUUUCACUUAAUGAUAAAUCACUGCCAAUUCGGUGCCAUCGGUAUUGUUAAUAUUUUUACAAAUAUUUAUAGCGUUAUUUUUUUCAGAGUUUUCAUGUGAUAUUUUAUAUGUACGGAUGCAGUUUUCGCGGUUUUGUUCUCCACUCAUGGGUCAAAUCAAUUUAACGUAUGCAUUUUUAAAAUUAUACACUUGAAUAACAAAUUUUCAAUUAAAAUUGAAUACGACUGCACGAUAAUAAAAUCAAAGCGUACCUAUGUAAUUGUCACCGACUGAUCGAUUACUGUGAAUAACUUUACAAACAGAUUAAAACGCCAAAACAAUAAUAUGAAAACGAUAACACGAUAACGUAAUGAUUAACAAAACAAUAAUUGUCGACAGAUGGCGGAUCUAUUAUUAAAUAUGUUAUGCUAGGAAUAAAACCUGGCAUCCAAGAUUAAACAUUAGGCCACAGGCUUAAGCAAAUACUAUAGAUUCGAAUACGGGAUGCUCGUAGAUUUGCUAGGAAACACUGUAAUACUCCUUGUUAUAGCGAGUUGCCUAUAUAAACCCCUUAAUUAUUGUUAUUUUUCUUUAGACACAAAUACAUUAUAAAUAUAUAAAAAUUAGGAACUGUUUAGUGUUUAAUUUAUAGCAAAAGCCAAUGUAUAUUAUUUUAAUAUUAUUAAAUGCUGUUAUAUUUGUUAAUGAAUAACGAAUUUUGGUGAAUUCAAUUUGUUUUUUCUUUUGUGAUUUAUUGUAGACAAUAUUAUAUUAUAUUAUAAUACUUCAACAAAAGAACAACUCAAUUUUUUUUCUAAUUUUUAAAUUAAGUCCAUUAGCCGCAUAGCUUAGAAUAGCAUGCGCAAUGAAUCAUAUUACCUGUAUUGCCUCAGAGGGAGGGGAAGAAGCAACACGGGGCAAUCAUGUUAUGAUUAUUUUAUUCCCUUAUUGACGUUCUACCUACAUAAUACAUAACUAAAAUAGUAUUAAAAUGUUAUUUGCAAAGUGAAAAUAAGCCGUUUUCUGUUGUACAACUCAAAUGUUUUUGAAGCUACGAAAUAUAUUAUAUUUUUCUGAUAUCCAUUUGAAUCAAUUCGUGCCGCGUAUGUCAUCGUUCAAAAUCAAGUAUCGCUUCAUAUCAGUCCGCUACUAUUUUUCCCAUCAUAUUUAAUUACUUUUAUUUAAUAUUAUUUUUUUUUUUUUUUUGUUCGCUUUUUCCGCAGUCGGGUUUUUUAAAAACUUUUUUGGAAAUCAUUAUUAUUUUUUCGAAUUAUUCGGCUCUCUAUACCGUCAAUUAUAAUCGUUAUAUUUCGUAUUAUUUCGAAUACGAAACUGUACAUUAACUAUUUACAUAAACUAUUUACUGAUUAUUCACGUAUAAUAAAAUAAUAUUUAAACAAUUAAGUGUUCGUUCUAGUUACAAAGGCGGCGCGUUAGCAGCUACGCCGUAUCCUAUAUUAUAUUAAUAUGUUAUAUAAAGGUACACACAAAUUUCCGGUUGAUAAUCUAAUUUUACACAAACCCACCCACCGAGCGAUACAAUUUAAAACAAUAUUAUAAUCUCUGUAUAUAUGUCUAAUGAAUCCAUAGGCAAAACUUGGGAGAGGAUUAUUCCCCAAAACAAAUAUAUCGAAAGUCUCCCAAAAUUAUUGAAUAUUUUUUAAAGUAUAAAAUAAAUACUUAUUUUAUAACAAUUACCAAAAACUUGGAACUUUAAGAAGUAUAUUUUUCUCCGAAAUUUUGUCAAUAAAAUUAUUAUUAUUAUACUCGUCACCGGGCGACCGUAUAGUAAUAACGUAAUAAUAAUACAUUACUGGAUUUUUCGAAUCCGAAAUCCUAUAAGACGCCAUACUACAUUAUUAUAUGGAUACUCGUAUUAUGACUUAGAAACAAUCCUAUAAAUCUUAAAUAUAAAACCCUUGAUCCGUCCAAACUGUCGGUAACACUUUGCCGAUUGGUCAAUGGCGAUCAGGACCGGAUUAAACCGACAAGAUAUCGGGGGGAAAUCUCGGUUCAAAAUUAUGCUUGUUUUCAAUCAAAUUUUGCGACGAUUCUAUCUAUUUUCUAUAAUUUCGGACCGGUGAAAACCUUAAAACCCGGUAGCCCGGUAUACUCCUUAACCAGCGCUGAUUGCAUCACUACAAAUCAAAUAAAUAAUAAUGCGGUGCAGUCGAAUUGGUACCAGUUUUUUGAGAAAAAGGUAUCUAUGAAUGUGAGCCAUAGACGGAGAUUGGCGGGAGCUAAAGGGACUUAUCCCACAAAAUAUCUUUAACACCUCUUAAUUGUUAAAAAAUAAAUAAAUAAUUAUUUUGGCUCCUUCUGCUCCCCUUCGAAAUUAAAAAGGCCUUUUAUUAUAUGGUUCAUUACGUUUUUUUGUGCGACAACAAACGGGUACGUAGGGAAUUAUAAUACACAACUGAUGAUUAUUUUUAUUUUUGCUCAUCACUAAAAUAGUCCCCACCCCCUAAAAUUCAAUCAAAUCCCCGUCGAUGAAUGCAUCUGUACAAUGCGCCUUACAUAUAGUGUAAUGCACAUCGACCUAAAUCGAAAAAUGUCACAAUAUAUUUUAUCGGUUUUUUACAAAUUCGUUUACUCGGGUAUUUACCACUUCUUCCAACAUUAGCCCAAGGGCCAUUUAACCAUAUAACUAUAUAACGCUCGAGGAACUACAUAUUGAUUUAUCGUUCAUUAUAAUAUUAUCGAUAGUCAACAAAUUUAUCGCGUUUUGCGAAUAUUGUGGUCAACGAACCGCAGGUUCUGUUGAUGUUGUUAUAUUUGACGGACAGUUGGCAAGUUUUAUAUUUUAUUAUGCGAUUGAUUUGCACGGAGGAGGCGAAAAAUUAUAACAUUAUUGUGUCUCGUAAUUAUUUGUGUUCCCUAGAACGCCGUCGUCGGUACACAAUAAUAUCAUAAUGUGUUUACUGUGACGCGGUGACAUAAUCGAAUAAACACAAUAAUAUUAGGUGCAUAGGAAAACUACUUGAAAAUACUUUGAACUUGAUAUCAGAGUGCAUAUGACAAUAUAAUAAUAUUCUACUCAAUAUCGUAAUUAUUAUUAUCGAUAUUGUCGUAAAAUUUUUAGUAUGUAAAUGCGUAUGAUAUAAUAUGUCGACAAAUCGGUAACCUAACCGUUUUCCUUAUAGCGUGUUAGUGCGUUUUUACGCGUUUAUUAUUUCGAUAUUAUUAUCUCAUACGAUUUGAAUGUCACGGUACACACCAACCUAUAAUAUCUAGGUGCCUACGCUACUAUAAUUAUUAUACAAUUUAUGCCGAAAUAAUCUGUAUAAUUUUUCUACGCGAGGGAAAUCAUUUAACACUUACACGUAGGAAUAAAAAUAUUAUUGAAGUGUAUACACUUGUAAAAAAAAAAAAAUGUUUAAAAAAACACGGUACUCAAACACAGCUGUAGCAAAAGUACCUCGGAUUACCUCAUCGAAUCCGUAAUGUUAUUUAUUACGACUGUGAACUGUUUUUGUUCCUAUUAUCGUAACGUAUCGACGCGGUCGUUUUGCGUGAUGGUUGAAAUAAAGGCAUGCGAAAUCAUUAUUUUAUUUUUUAUCCAAUUAACGCCAAUAUUAUUUUAAUUGUAUAAACAUUUGAACAGAAAAUACCUGAAAUACUCGUGGAGUGUAAUGUGUGCCCAAAUAAGUUUCUAAUUGAAAUUUCAGAGGAAUUGUACGGUUUAAUACAAAAAUGUUAACAGGGAACCUUAAAACGACUUUUUGUUAUUUCCAUUUGUUUUUAUUAAUAGUUAUUUAUUUAUCGAGGUAACAAGAAAGUGCAUGUUAAUAUUUAUUGUAUAACAAUAAUACGAUAACGUUUAGGCGACCGUAGGGAACUGCGAAAAAAAAAUUGUUGUACGUUUUAAUUAAUGUUGUUAGGCAUCAUAAUCGCGGCAGUGCAAUCAUACCGAAUGUUAUCGAUUUAACGCUUCAACACGGAUAAUAAUGUAGGUACAGAUAAAAUUGCUUAGUAGUUUGUAACCGUUCGAGAAAGGUGUUUUAUUAUUAUUAUUUAUUUUUUUUUGUUUAAGGAGAGAAGAUGCGUUCUCCGACGAAGAACCGCGUUUAAAAUUUAGAAGGCGAAACCGGUUUUUAGUUUAUGAAUUGUGUUUCAGAAAUUCAAUGUUUCCCAAAGACGGGCAGUCAAUAGUACCUAUUUUAUCGUUAUUAUAAUUAUUAAUUUUUUUUUUUUUUUGUUCAACUUCGAUAUCGUCUGUACUGUUAUUUGUGUUUCGUCACUCGAAAAGAAAAUGUGAUAUGGAUAAGAAGUGCAGUUGACCUUCUGGGUUAAUCCAUUACAGAUUAUAUUAAUACGUUUGUUGAUUUUUUUUUUUUUUCGUUAGUUUGUCGUGUACCGCAUUUAAAUAUUUUGGAAAUUUACAUACGUGAUUUAUGGAAGUUUUUUUUUUUUUUGAAAAAUUACAAUCUUUAUAAUCAUACAGUCUUUAUUAAAUGGUAUAUAGUCGUCGACGAAAAUAAUUCGCGUUUUUAUUUUUUUUAAAUAUUACAUUGUGAUUUGGCUAUAUUAUAUUAAUAUAUUUUCUGGACGAGUUGGCCUUCUCGUUUUGAGAUAUUUUUACGGUAAUGUCGUUUGGGGGGGGGGGGGGAAUAUUAUAAAAUAAUAAAAUCGUCGUCGACUGUCGGCCAAAUCCGCCGCCUUCACCGUCGCCGGUAACUGUUGUCGAGUGUCGGUUAUCAUAUUAUUAUAGCGGCGCGGGCAACGCCAGUGUUGCAGUUGGCGUCGGCUAGGCGGCGCGCGUCUAGUGGUCAGGCAAACGGCGAACAUUUUACCGACGUACCGACGACGAACACGAGAGCAUUGGCAAGUGAGUAAUGAUAUUCGUAUAAAAUCCGAUGGGUGGGACGCGUAUACACAGACCCUAUCCCGAGUUCGGCCCGAGCCGAAACGUAACCGCGUUCGUUUUGGGUGUUUUACAAUAAACGAUAUGACCAGUCAUACCUACCUGUUGAUCCGCGCCCGAUCUUGCGACGACAAGCGAAUUAUAGCGCAAACCUAAAUGCUAGUCGACGAAAAGCCACCGCGGGUUUAGAUAAAGCGGAGGGGAAACGGAAAGACUUUAACCUACCCGUCGGCUCGAAUCCGACAAUGCUCCGCGGAAGUUUAGUGUACUGUCUGUAGUGCCCGAAUCGAUUACAUAUCACCACGGGUCGCGUAUCGAUAUACCGAUUGGGCCGAACUCGGAUAGGGUCUGUAUAUACGGGAACGGGGCCGAAGUGUUCGGAAAGUUAUUAUAUACGCGUGCAGCGUUGGACAUUAUAACGUAUCUAAAUAUUACAACUUGACCAGUCUCGCACCGCGUUGCCCGUAUAUAUGUAACCCCACGUCCCCGCCAUUAUUCCCUACCAGCCGCUCGCCCCAUCUUUCGUUUUACAAAUCCUUCUAUUUCACCUCAACCCCCUACUGAACGUCGGCAAUUAUAUUCCGUUUGCUCGCAAAAGUUCUUGCCGAUAAUAUCGCCGUAUCUCAUGUUAUCGUUGUUUCGAUAGUGACAUUAUCUAGAAUUAAGUAAUAGAUUAUCAUAAAUAAUAAUACGAAAAAUUGGCCCAUAACCUACUGGCGACGAUAAGGAAUCGAACGAAAUAAUAAGGUUCAUCGAAAUCGGUUAAGUAGUUCUCGAGAUUUUUGCUGACGUACAAACAAACGUUUCUUACUUGUAUAUUAUUAUUAUUAUUAUACAUUAAUAAUAAUAUACGUAACAUAAUAUAGAAGCUGAAUUACCAAUGUGCAUUUUUUCUUUCGCGGUUAUUUACCCCUGGCGCGUGGACCUUAGCUAUUUGACGUCCAUGCUGUCCAGUUAUAGAAAGCCAUAGCUUUUCGCCACUAAUGUGACUACGUUUUAGUAGCGAUCGUUCGGUGAACAAGUGAAUGGUAUUUGGCUUUUAUAUAAUAUGUUAUAUAUAUAUAUAUAUAGAUUAUUGUAGGUAGUUUCGUUGCAUAUUUAAGAGUCUGGACGAAGCGGGGAAUGUGUGUUAGUUUCACUAUGAUCCGUGCUUUCUUUUCUUUCUGUCUGUUAUGGACAACUUUUCGACCGUAAAUCAUACACCAACCAUCAACUCCGGGAGCGAUUUCUGGUGGUAAACGUUAUGAAUUUUUUAAAUUGAUGAGGUUUGUAUUUUUAUUUUUAUCGUUAUACACUUAUUAAUUUGACGGGAAACCGGAAAAAAAAACGUACAAAAUACAUAGUAAAUAUCGAUUCCUGUUAAUUUUGGAUUUUUUUUUUCCGUUUAAUUCUGGGUGAAAAAUCGUUAAGACAUGAUACUUUAAUUGAUUUUUUUAUAAAUUUAAACUUUUUAGAACAUGGUACAUUAAUUUCGAUAUUAUUAUUGGCGUUUUUCGAGUUAUUUAUAACGAUUUGAAGUUUUCUAUUUUUGCUCUGUUCAUGUGGUUAAAUUUGUUUGGUUUAAUACAAAUACUCGAAUAUUUUAUACACUUUUUUUUUUUUUAAUGGCAGCAUAAAAUUAUUAAUGAUUUCCCAUGAAACAUAAUCUCAAACAAAACAUAAUAAACGUUAUAAAAUUUAUUAUGUAUGUACAUAUAAUAAUAUUAACUUUUCGUUAUCAAUUUAAAUUGGAUGCACUUCAGGGAGCAUAGGGAGAGGCAGUAUUCAAACAAAACGCAUUUUGGAUCUCGUGAAAAAAAUCAGAACCGACGUCCCUGCGAUUACAGAAAAUAAUCGUUUCCUUCCGCCACCGCACCGCUGCGCGUUUGUAAUGUUCGUAUCCGGUUUAAAUGUUUAACAGUAUUAUUAGUUUAUCAGUGAUACGAAAUUGCUACCUAGAUGUAGUACUAUACUGCAUAAUAAAAGUAAGUUUUUACUUUUAUUAUGCAGUUUUAAAAACUGAAUCAAUAAUAACUAAUUGAGUAGUUGGUACUUAUUAAAUUGUUGUGUAUACUAAUCAUUGUAGUUUCUAACACAAUUUUAAAAGUCAAAAUAAAUGUAUAAUAAUCAAACUCUAUUAUAACACAUAAUUCAUGCAAAAAAUUACUUGUUAUACUAACCAGUGAUAAACGUGUUAUGUUAAUAAAAUAUAAAUUAUUAAAAUCGCAGUGUUAUGAAAAUUAUACAUAUUGAGUUCUAUUAUUGGCAACAAAUGUAUUCUGAACACAUUCUAUUGAUACUGGAUGUAAAAUUGUAUUUUUAUAUACUAUCUUAGGACAAUGGCACAGUGCCAUUUAAAUAUUUAAAACAAUAACUAAAUAUCGUAAAUGUUUUAAAAAAUAGUUGGAAAGGUAAGAUACAUAACGUUUUUUAUUAUACCGGUAACUAACUAUAAACCAUUGCAUACGAAAAACGAUUCGGAGUAAAGUUCGUUUAUACAUGUUUUGAAAGGCCAUAAUAUUUACGAUUUUCGUCAAAAUGUUUAUAAUUUUAAAUCUCUCAUAAAAAAACGAAACAAAACUAAAUAACUCUAAUGCAUGUGGAUCUUUCAUAGCAUAUUUAAAAGCUAUUUUGAAUUUCCAAAUCUUAGUAUGUAUCUUUAUAUUUAUUCAAGAUUAAAAAUUAGUUCGGACCGAGCCUGUAAUUUUAAUACAAAGUUCAAAUAAGAAGAAAGAAAGAAUUCUAGCUCCAGUGUGUAGAGUAAAGUACCUUCUCUGGAAGAAAUUGUUUGUCUUGUUAGUGCAUUAGAGAGGUCAUUUUUGGUUUUUCCAAUGUGUUUUCCUAUCGUCCUACCGUUUUCAAUAUUUUUAAUUUGUUUAUACGAUAUCUUCUACAAAAAAUAUUGCUCCAAUAAAAAUAUGAAAAGAGACCUUUUUUGUUGAAAUUUUAAUCUCGUUCGUAAGAAAGUUAUUCAUUUUAGAUUCUGAGUGGAGUGAAGAAACUUAUAGUUUUACAAAGAGAUUUUUUUUUCCUGUACUUUAAGGAGGUCAUUUUUCAAUUUUCUCAUCAAAUUUGAAAAAAUUGAAAAAACAGGAAAUUGCACGAAAUAUGUUUCUAAAUUAUUACAAUUUUUAAAUUCAGAGCAUAGCGAGGAAGCUAUUGGUUUUACAAUGCUGUUUAUUUCUUUCUUUAUUUCUUUCUUUUUUUCUUCUUUUAGACUGUGUACACGUUUUUUCCUAAUAAACUUACUCCAAUUUUUAUUUAUAGCAACUUUUCUGAAAGCUUAAGUUGUAUAAAUCGUAAUUAAAGAGGUAAUUUUUUUGAUUAUUGACGCAAUUUUUUAAAUAAAAGCACUUAUGUGGGAAACAUUUUGAAAUUCAAAUGGCUACAUAUAUUCGAAAUUCCAUAGAUAGAUCGAUAAAAAAUAAAUUUCCGUGUUGACAUUUUUUAUUUCCAUUGAUGAGAUAUUUCACUUUUUAUUUUAAGCAGGAGAUUAGUGAAACAAUGCGUUUUUGUGGUGAUAUACGAUACGAUGCGCGGCGUUUUAAUACCUAAUGUUCCAAUAUUUACCCCUUGUCUAAACUAAAAAGUGGAAUAUUUCGUCAACGGAUUGAAGGAAAUCAAAAAUUUCAAUACCAUAAUUUAUUUGAAUAAAUACUCCAUCCAUUUAUGGAAUUUUGAAUGCACGUAUCAUUUUAAUUUCAAUAGUUGAUCCUCAAAUCCCGCUCAAAAGGGUGUCUACAAUUUUCAAACCCACAUAUAAUUUUAUAUGAGAUUAAAUGUUUCAUUGUACAUUAUUCUUUAUAUUAUAUAUUUAUAAGAGAAAAUUGAUGUAGGUAACAUAAAAUUCUUUACAUUUCGUAGAUUAUGGUGAUGUUUUAAUAAAUAACAAAAGCAUCAAAAAUAAAUAUUUAGCUAUUAUUUAUACUGAUACAUUAUUUAUAUAACCUACUAAAUUUGUACCAGUUUUGUACAUUAUAACGACGGUUAAUAACUACAAAUGCGAAUCAUUGAUUUAUCAGCACCUGUUAAAAAACACACAUUUUGUUGGAAAUGUAUAGUAAAUCACUUAACCGCAGCGUUCAGUGUAAUUAAAAACAUAAUGCGCCAUUCGUUCUUUAAUUUAAAAAUAUUAAAUUAUGCACGUAGCAUAUGCACGUACGUUGUUAAAAUUAGAGUAUUUAUUACUUUUAAAAUGGUACCUAUUUAAUAUGUUAUUUUAUUAUAGGUUAUUUAUAUAUUAUAUUUAAUUAUGUAUGCGUGUAUACGAGGUAGGUUAUAAUUAAAGAUCGUAUUUAAUUGUAUCUAAAACACACACAAAUUGCAUAGUAAAAUUAUAUAAUUGCACCAAAAAAAAAGUGAAAAUUACAUAAUAAAUUGCACUAUAAAAAUACAAAAGUUAUAUAAAAAAAUUUAGAUAAAUAUUAUUUUUUUAAAUUAAAAUUGACAAUUAGAUAUAUUUCUAAAUUAUUUUCAUUGAAAUUAAAUCUUCUAUUACUUAAAAUAUGUUUGUGCGAAGAAAAUCUGCGUUCUACGUCUACACUUGUUAUUGGUGUAUAAUUAAAACAAUUUAAUAAAGUAGACGUUAUAUCUAAAUUAACAUUUGCUUUACGUGACAUGGCUUUAUAGUAAGACUUUAAAGUUUUAUAUCAUUCAUUUUUUUCAAUUACAUACGUACAUUUUUUUAAAUGUUUUUCCCAUUUGGACCAGAAAUACUUGUUAAAAUAUCUUCGAUUUUUCUAAAAAUAUCGAUGCUUUUCAGUAGUUCACUAUUAGAUUCUUUCUAAUUUUUAAGAUUCAUGGAUAACCCGGAUAAGUGUAAUUUUAUGAAUGCUAAACCACAUUUGACUGCAUUAAUUUGUACAAGCUGUUUCAGAUUUUCGACACUUGUAGUAUCAUCUGUUAAACUUUCAAACACGUUUUUAAAUUCUUCGAAAUUAUUUCCAUAGAAAAGUGGAGCAUUUAACCAUGUUCUCCAUCUUGUAAUAAUAGGUUCGGGUGGUACAGGUAUUUCUUUGUUCUCGAUGGUGCUUUUAGAAAACCUUUUUUUCCUGAAAUAAACGAAAAAUAUUUUUAAGGUUUUUGCUGCUUUGAUCAUAUAAAUACCAAUAUCACUAAUAAAAAGUAAUAUCUUUUGUUCAAUACUAGGAUAUUAUUUGAUAUGAAGAAUUAGUAAACUGACAAAUAGUUUCAUAAUUAUUGAAUUCUAGUUCUUUACAUGCAACUAAAUAUGAAUUAGUAGGCGCCUCAUCUAAUUUACCAAUUAAUACAUUUGAAAUAGUCAAACCUAAACGAAAAUAGUAUAUUUUAUUAUAUGAGAAAUUAAAAAUAUUAUUUAAAUAAACUCUUGGAUCGGUUGUUUCGUCAAAAAUUAUGUAAACGUAAUUAUUUCCAAUAUCACUAAUUUUUUGGUCCAUAAUUCUUUUAUAAAUAUUUGGUAUGUAUUUUGUUCUUAAAGUGCUUUCGUUCGGAAUUGAUUUGCCAGUAUGUUUUUUCUAAAAAUGAUUUUAACACAUGAUUGCCCAGCUUAUGCAAAGGAUUAUUUGCAGCAACAAAUUACAACAACAUUACAUAAAUCUUCAAAAAAUACAUUUAUAUUAAUUGAAUUUUGAAAAGUAAUCAAAAGCUGUUUUUUUUCUUUAUUCGUUUUUAUGUUUUGAACUAAAAAAAUAUACAUAUAUUUUUGAAAUAAUAUGUAGUAUAUUACGUGUAGUAUGAGCAUAAAAUACAAAACUUACUUGUUUUGGAAUGAUGAUCUAAUAGAUAUUUUUUUUUUUCAGUAGACACAGAUUUGUUUCAUACGCGAAAAUCUAUAACCUUUUCAUCUGAUUAAAAUACUUCUUUAUUUCCAUUAUAAGGAGCAAUCCAAUUUGAAAAUUUACUUUUUAAAAUUGGUUUUAUUUUAGGCAUUACGUCGAAUACGUUCACUGUGCGGUCAAACUGAUCGAAAAAAUAGGUACUAAGGUACCAAUAGGUAAACGCACACGAAUCGCUGUACUACUACGUUGAAUUUAAUUGCCACCGUAUAUUUAUAUAUAGACACAUAUCGCUUGCUGGACUCUCCAACCUUCUAAAUAAUUCCAAACGACGAUAAACGCCUAUGAUUUUAAAACGUGGGAAAAUUCCAAAAACUUGCAAAAACGUCGAAAAUUGAAAAAAAUUGCAUUAUAAAAUUAAAUAUACAGAAUAUUUUUAGUAUAUAUCGGCUAUAUAUUUAAUCAAAUCUGAUUUAUCGUUAUUGCAAAGAAAGUUGCAAUAUCAAUUAAAUCCAGCCUUAAGUUAUAAUUAUAAGUAGUAGGUAGGUACAAAAACACAUACAAAAGAUUAUUAUUUGUGUUAACAUUUAAUAACUGUUGUCAAUUUACCUAAAUACUUAUCUUUUUCAUUCCUUCAUGAUAUUGGUAUUAACACUUUAGGUACCUGUUCUAUAUAAUAUGUUUAAUCAAAUUCAAAUGGAUAAGUGAGAUUGAUUUAUUCUUCACUUAAUAACUUCCUGUUUUAUUGAAAUAUUAUGGGCAGUUAUAUUAUUACAAUAAUCUAUGAUAUACCAAAGGGAUAUCCCUCUCAUUAAUAAAGAAUCAAUUUAAUCACUCAUGGAUGGUGCAAAUACCUAUUAUAUUUUGCUAAUUCAUUUGCUUCAGAUAAACUAUAUUAAUUAUACAUACAUUUCAAAUUUUUAUUUUUUAAUUUUAAAGUUAAAAUGGAAGUGGAUUACAUAUGGGGAACAACGACGAACAAUGCCAUAUCGGUUCAAAAACUGGAACAACAUUUUCGGGAAAAUUUCCAGUCGUAUAAACCGGAAUACUACGUCAAAGUACCUGGUAGAGUGAAUUUGAUCGGAGAACACGUCGACUAUUGCGGUUAUUCCGUAUUUCCGAUGGCCAUUGAACAAUGUAUUGUAGUGGCGGCCAAGAGGAUAAACAACCAACAAACGAUCCAGCUCACUAACUUGAGUUCGGAACGGUACGAAAAUGUUUCUAAAAACAUAUCGAGUAUAAGGUAAAUCAAACGUACUAAGAUUUUUACUAAUUCAAAAAUAAUAUAUUAUUCUUAGAUCAUAGACAUACAAUAGAUGGAUUUUCAGCUCAAUAUUUUAAUGUUCAUGUUAGCGACGAGUCACCAGGUAAAUAACCUUUACUGCACAUGCGCCAGUGACUUCUUUCAUAUUUAUCCCAAUUCCGUAAUAUUAUAUGAUAAAUAUAAAAUAAUUGAUAAGACAAGUGAUAAUCUGUUUUUAAGUUUUGAAUUCCAACGAUUUUAAUUAAAAUUUUCGAUUGAAUUUAGUCAUUCUAAUUUUUUUUUUUUAAUUUUGAUUUAUAAAAUUAUUUUUGGUUUAAUGGCACCCAAAAAAAUACUAGUGCUUAUGUAUAGUUAUAAUUAUAAUAUACAUUUUAAUAAAUUAAAACUUGAAUUUAUUGAAUUGGUCAUAAACUGAAAUCUGUAUAAGGUACCUAUAAAAUAUAAUAUAAUAUAAUAUUAUUAUAGAUAAAAAUAUAAUAUAUGCUGAGAUAAAUAAGUGACUAGUUGCUAGAGCAUAUGCAGUAGAGUUUAAUUACCUGGUGACUCGUUGGUAACAUAAUAUACAUCAUAAAUUAAUAUGACCGAUUAUCGAUUAUAGUUCUCGAUUCUAUCCAUUGAAUAUGAUCUAAGAUAUUUCAUCAUGCGCAAUCUAAUAAUUACAGUACGGAUUCAUUGAGCAAGAGCCCGUGUUGGUCGAAUUAUUUUUUGUGCGGUGUAAGAGGUGCCCGAGAAUAUCUGAGCGAAAGCCAACUGAGACCGAUAGAAAAUGUUGGAUUUCUAUUUGCCGUGGCCGGUAACAUUCCGGAGAGUUCGGGAUUGAGCAGUUCAAGUGCCUUGGUAACGGCUGCCGUGAUGGCAACCUUGGUCGGAUACGGAGUGUGUAUAUUUUUUUUGUUAGUCAUAGCGUUUGAUUUAAAGCAUGAAAAAAAUUAUUAAAUAAUAAUAACAAUAUCAUACUAUAUAGUAUUCAUGACGGAAAAUCAAUAUAAAUACUAUAGCCCAUAGGUAUAUUAAAUAAUAACCGAAAUCGUUAGGAACGGCGUUUCGAAUAGGCAAAUCGGUAACAAUAAUAUUGUUCAGGUUCAGAUUAGCCGACUAGAGUUAGCCGAAAUCAGUGCCAAAUGCGAAAGGUACAUCGGAACUGCAGGCGGUGGAAUGGAUCAAGCGAUAGCAGUGAACGCCAAGCAAGGUAAAAUUCGAGAAUUAUCGUACUAAAUACGUAUUUACGAAUAUAUUAUGCGAAACGUAUGCAUAAAUGUAUCGGUUUUACCAUACAGUGAAACCAAAGUAUGACCAUAGUUUUACCAUGUUAUGGAUUUAGGUGGUAUAUGUAUAAUUAAAUUCUAAAUGUAAUUUAACCUUUUUUUAGGUUAUGCUACUCGUAUUGAUUUCAACCCGUUGACGAUUAAACAGUUCCGUCUACCGAAUGACGUCAAGUUUAUCGUUGCACAAAGUUUAGCCGUUAAAAAUAAAGCAGCAUCAAACGAUUUCAACACGAGGGUAGUGGAAUGCAGGCUCGCUUCGCAGGUAUUAAUCAUUUUUGAUGAUUUUGUUUUGAGUGUUUCAUUAUUUAUCUUGUUAAUUCAUUUACGGAUUGUAGAUAAUCGCCAAACGAUUGAAUCUAGAAUGGAAACAUAUGACGGUAUUGGCAACACUUCAAAAGAAUUUGGGAAAUACUUUAGAUCAAAUGAUUGAAUUGGUCCAUCAGCAUUUACACGUUGAUAAGUAUUCCAAGAAAGAAGUGCGUAAUAAUAUUCUGUAUGUUUGUAAAAUAAACAAUUACUAAUAAUAAUAUUUUUUAGAUAUGUGAAAUUCUUAAUGUGUCCAAAAACGAACUAGACGAGGUCAGCUUGACGCCCAAUACGAUUGACGUUACCGAAUUUUUCUUACAUCAAAGGGCUCUACACGUAUUUGAAGGUCAAUUUUACAACAAUUAUUUAUCUUUUAUUUACUUUUAGCACUCUUCUCACGCAAUAUUUGUUAUUUUUCCUCAUUGUAGCCGUAGUUAUUUUAAUAGUAUUUGACCUUAUAUUGUCGUUACAGAGGCUAAACGGAUGGAAACGUUUUGCAAGCUUUGCGAAAAUUCCGGUAGUGCGUCAGAUCUCGGGAAGCUGAUGGACGAUAGUCACUCGUCUCUGCGUGAUCUAUAUCAGUGCAGUCAUCCGGAUUUGGAGGAGUUAGUAGACGUCUGUAAACGAGGGCGUGCUUACGGUUGCAAACUUACCGGGGCCGGGUUAGUGAAUACAUAAUAAUAUUACAAAUCAAAAUAUUUCACAAACAUUAUAUAAUGUGGAUUUAUAUACCUAUCGCAGUUGGGGAGGAUGCGUGGUGGCCAUGGUUCCAUCAGCCGGUGCCGAAGAAUUCGUGAAGUUCGUCAAAGAUCAAUUUUACUCGAAGAGAAAUGCAGACGAAAAAUGUAUGUUUACUACAAAUCCUUCAGAAGGUGCUUGCGCGUAUCUGAAGCCAUCCGAGGUCCACGACGGAACAUCCGAAUUUCCGACGCUCGUUCGUUUAUAA